AUAAGCCAUCAAAAAUUAGACACUAAUGUAUAACCCUGAUCCCGCUCCUUUUGAACCGCACACGCGUUGAAGCGGUCACGUGUUAUCAGACGAACAAAACAUCGCGCGUCAUUGGUCACGUGCUUUCAGCAAAAACGAAUCAAGUCGAUAACCUUUUUCAUUUGGAUAUUUUUUAUACAAUAUUUACAUCGGAUGUGACUCCAUCGCUGCAUAUAACUCACCAGAGAUUUAAAAAGCGAAGCUAGCUGUCAACUGAUCAAAGCGAGUGCUGAAAUGUUAGUUCGCGCCUCCUCCAUCGUCACACAUUUACAAGUCAGCUGACCAAAAAUCCAGAGCAUCUGACGGCAGGUACAGAAAAUGAGGGACCCAGAGCCUUGAACUUCACACAGACUCGUUAUUGCUGUCCCUGCGGCGAGGAGGAAGCCGGAGAGGACACAAUAUGCUGAGCUGGAUUAAAGGGAAUAUACAUUUUUAGCUGGCCGGGGGUUCAGAGUGUCGCCUUCAUCAUGCAGGACUCCUCCGAAGCUUCUCUGCCCGUAAUCAGGCGCUUGAGUUACUCAGUUGGGCAUUUUCUCAACGACCUGUGCGCCUCUAUGUGGUUUACAUACCUGCUGGUGUUUUACCACUCAGUGCUCGGCUUUGAGAACACAUACGCGGGUGUGCUACUACUAGUGGGGCAGAUAGCAGACGGGGUUUGUACACCGCUCAUCGGCUACGAGUCUGACCGGACGCCCGGCUGCGGCUCCUACGGAAAGAGGAAGACAUGGCAUCUAGUCGGGACCAUCAGCGUGCUCCUAUCAUUCCCCUUCAUAUUUAACCAGUGCCUGGGCUGUGAUCUGAACACUCCACAGUGGGUCAGUGUCACCUAUUUCGCCCCCUUCAUCAUCAUCUUCCAGUUUGGAUGGGCGGCCACCCAGAUUUCCCAUCUGUCCCUCAUUCCUGAGCUGGUGUCGUGUGAGCAUGAGAAAGUGGAGCUCACUGCAUACAGGUAUGCCUUUACAGUGAUAGCCAACAUCACAGUGUAUGCAGUGGCAUGGCUGCUGUUUCAUUUCCAAGAGGGAGAUGAUCCUGCUGUUAUGGAUAACCUCGGUCCGGUUGACAUCCCUGUUUUCAGAAAUCUGAGUCUUAUCGUAGUGGGAAUCGGAGCUGUGUUCACCUUCCUGUUUCACUUGGGCACGCGGGAGAAGGGUCGUCCCUUUCAGGAGGAGGAUGGGUCCAGUCCUGGGGAGAGGCAGCCACUUAUUAACAACACCACUGUGGCUCCUCCAGCCAAUCUACUGCACUGGAAUAACUGGCUCACACAGCCCUCAUUCUACCAAGUUGCACUGCUUUAUAUGUCCACCAGACUGAUAGUAAACCUGUCACAAACAUACAUCUCCAUGUAUCUCACCUACACACUACUGCUGCCAAAGAAUUACAUAGCCACUAUUCCUCUGGUCAUGUUUCUGAGUGGCUUUGCUUCCUCUUUUAUAAUGAAGCCUGUCAGCAAGCUGAUAGGCAAAUGUAUGACCUAUUUUCUGGGUCUGCUGCUGAUUCUGGCGUUCUCCUAUUGGGUGCUGCUGGACACACACAUGGGAGAUAAGGUGUAUGGGGCAGCGGUGCUGCUUGGAGUGGGCUCUGCGACCAUCCUGGUCAUGUCUCUUGCCAUGACGGCUGAACUCAUAGGAGACCAGACACAUAGCGGGGCUUUUGUUUAUGGUGCGAUGAGCUUCACAGACAAAGUGGCCAAUGGUCUGGGAGUGAUGAUCAUUCAGACGCUUCACCCUUGUCGCACAAUGGUCUGCUGUCCAGCCUGUGUGUGGUAUUACCACUAUGUCAUGGUCAUCGUCAGCGGUGGAGUGGCCGUUUUAGCAGCGCUGAGCCUCUGCACGAUCCUUAUCUGGCCUAUAAAGAUUGUGCGCUUAUCUAAGCGAGGUCAUAUGAACGGUUCAAUAAACGGCAAUGGCUCAAAGGAUCUUCCAGAAGUGGCUGGACUGAUGGAAAGUGAUGAGGAUUCAGAGAGCUCCGAACAGCCUUCAGUCAACUGAACACACAGCAGAAACUCUUCAGAUCCCAUGCAGAGACACUUUGGUUGACAUUUCCAUCCCAGUGGUGAAGGUUAGAUCAGGAUAAUCUUUCACACAGGCAAAUGUAUGCCAGUAAAGUCAUAGAGCACUUAUAUCUUCACAUAUAAGGGAAUUUCAAGGUUCAUCUUGUGUUCACUGAGAGCCAAAGAUGUGCUCAGAUUAUCUAGUUUAAAAUAGUUUUUGUUAUUGCAUUUAUGUGUUUUCACUAAACCCAGCAGUCUUAUAGACACGCUUCAUAAAGGGACUAACAUUAUUAUAUUGUUGGUAUUUUUAUUAUUUGUCAAUUGUUUUUAUUUAUGAUUAUAUGUUGAGUUCAAAUAUUUAAAUCAUGACAUUAAGGGAAUUUAUUUACAGAAAGCACUUACUGUAUCAUAAAGGACUGCAAAACUACAGAGGUUUUAAUGGAAUUGUCAAUGCAAAGUGCAUGUUUUCAUUUCAGGAGAUGGUUGAAAUAAACACAUCUAAGGGAAUUCUUUGAAGACAAAAAGGGAAGAUUAUGUUUUAAAUCAAGGACAUAAGGCCAUGUGUUGUCAUUUCAAGAUUUAUAUUAAGGGAGUGAGAUUUGAACACAACAGAAAAUAUUUUGAAACAAAUGUUGGGAUCUGAACAUUUAUUGGUUACCACUGACAAAACAAAAUACAAAAGUCAAUGGUGUUCAUCAACUGGAAGUGGAAGUCAAUGGUGACCAAUCAUUCUGGAAAUGAGCUACUCUUUAUAUUUUUCCAAAAUGAUGUGCAAUUUUUUUCAGGAACCACUAGCUUUUUUUCUUCAUAUAUACAUAAUUGUUUUCAUAUGAAAGACGUGUCUGACAUGUUUUCUGUUCAUAUCAUUUUCUGAACAGAACAAAUGUUCUUUAUGAACGGAUAUUUCUGUAUCUUGAUUUGAUACAUUGUAACUAGUUACUGAUUAGCGUGAAUGCAGUGUCAGAGUGAGCAGUUGCAUCUGGUCACCUGAUCUUGCAUGAUGCUUAAGGCUUUUAAAACGCACAUCAUAAAAGCUGUUCCGCAUAUAAAUAAACUUAAAUACACGCUAUUUAUUGUGGAAUCAGUCAAAUCAAAUCAGAAUGUUUGUAAAAACAAAGAAUUGUAUUAUAUAAUAUAUUUCAAGUCUUGUUCAAAGCAGCUUUUUAAAUAAAAGUGUUUUUUUUAAUUGUA
Danio rerio (zebrafish) is the source of this 3220-nucleotide messenger RNA. The record is from RefSeq and is a predicted model, not a curated record. Lineage: Eukaryota; Metazoa; Chordata; Actinopteri; Cypriniformes; Danionidae.